CACACACUGACCACAGAUGUUUAUGUAAUAUAUGCAUGCAUAAAAUGAAUUUUGAUUCUCAUUUAAAUCGAAAAAUAAUAUUGGAAAAAGUUGUUGCUUUCACAAUCAUAUUCGAAUCUUCUUCUUCUUUAAUGCAAAAACCUACUUUUGGAAUAUGGUUUUUAAAUAGUGUCAUCUACUUUGGGUUUCUAUUCUGGAGUGCUGCUGCAAAUUAAGUGGAAAGCUUGUUCUUGAAGUGGGAUCUUCUUCUAUUCUAGUUUAAAGAGGUAGCUUUCAUUUUGUUCUCUUGAUACACAGUGGAACGAAAUGAACUCUACAUCCACUCAGUUUGUUCCCUCCAGAAGGAUGGGUAUAUACGAGAUGGUAGGUGUGUGCGGGGAUUUCAAAGAAAAUGACUAUUUGGACUCGUCUCCAUCAAUGAUUUUUGAGCCACAGGACACUUCAGAUGGAACAGUAGGACCUUCCAAUAAAUAUGAUCAUGUAGCAAGGAAACCAGCUGAUAAGGUUCUGAGACGACUCGCACAGAACCGUGAGGCUGCCCGAAAAAGUCGUCUACGGAAAAAGGCCUAUGUUCAGAAGUUAGAAAGUAGUAAACUGAGACUGAUUGAAUUAACACAAGAGCUUCAACGGGCUAGACGACAGAGAAAAGACAUCCAACCGAAAGAUUUUCUGCAGGGACUGUACAAGGGUGGUGAAUUAGAUUAUGGUCUGCAAGGCUACUCUGGAACUACCAACACAGGUAUUGCUACAUUUGAAACGGGGUAUGGCCAAUGGGUGGAAGAACAAAAUAGACAAGUUGUCGAAUUGAGGAAAGCUUUGCAGUCUAGCAAUGGGCUUACAGAAUUGCAAUUUUUUGUCAAUAGUGGCAUGAGGCACUAUUUGGACCUCUUCAAUAUGAAAGCCGCGGCUGCAAAGGUUGAUGUAUUCUAUCUUAUGUCCGGCAUGUGGAAAACAUCAGCUGAACGUUAUUUCUCGUGGAUUGGGGGCUUUCGACCUUCAGAGCUUCUAAAGGUUCUCAUACCACAUCUAGAACCCUUAUCAGAUGAACAACGAUGGGAGGUUAGUAACCUUAGACAGUCGUGUCAACAAGCAGAAGACGCAUUAUCACAGGGAAUGGAUAAACUCCACCAAAUUAUCGCGGAAACUAUAUGUGAUGGUCUACUGGAUGAAGGAAACUACCUUCCGCAGCUUGCUGCUGCAAUGGAGAAGUUGGAACCUCUGGUGAGAUUUGUGAAUCAGGCAGAUCAUCUUCGUCGAGAAACCCUGCAGCUGAUUUCUCGCAUUCUUGACAUCCACCAAGCUGCUCGAGGCCUCCUCGCCUUGGGAGAGUACUUCCAACGUCUUCGAGCUUUAAGUUCACUUUGGGCAUCCCGUCCCCGUGAACCUGCUUAAUGACACGCAAUUUUAUGCACAUCUUAUAGCAUGUUUGGUAAAGAGGAUCAAACAAAAUAUUCAAUAUUAACAAUUUUGUUUCAUCAUAUUAUGUACCAAACAAGCACUUGUGUCCUUCACCCUUGCAACUAAGUUCUUCGUCGUCUAAGUUUGCAUCUUAUUUAUGUUCAGCGAAGUUUCAUACGGAACACUAUAUGAGCUGCUGCCAUUUUUUCGAGCUUCUUCCCAGCCUUGGUAAUUUGUAAAUGUGAUUAGGGAGUCUAUUAACUAGAAUUUUCAAAUGGAUUUUGCCUUCGUUUUAUUUGGAAUGUUGUAUAUCUGUAAAUGAAAAGCCUGUUCUGUA
This is a messenger RNA of Olea europaea var. sylvestris, 1735 nucleotides long. RefSeq names its product transcription factor TGA4-like. The coding region runs from base 307 to 1392 and encodes 361 amino acids. The record is from RefSeq and is a predicted model, not a curated record. Gene Ontology annotation, molecular function: sequence-specific DNA binding; DNA-binding transcription factor activity. Gene Ontology annotation, biological process: DNA-templated transcription; regulation of DNA-templated transcription. The transcript has 9 exons. NCBI's taxonomy places the organism in Eukaryota, Viridiplantae, Streptophyta, Magnoliopsida, Lamiales, Oleaceae.